ACGGCGCAUGCGCGGGGGCGCUACCGCUUCCGUGCGGCGGCGGAGCGCGGCGCGGCCCGGCCAUGCCGUUCCCGGCGGCGCCGCCCGGAGGGGCCGCGGUGGGGCCCAUGGGGCUGCGGGAGCUGCUGCUGAGCGCCACGGCCGCCGCCGAGGCGGGGGGAGGCGGCGAUGAGGAGGUGUGCGUGGUGGGGAUCUUCGGAAAGACGGCGCUGCAGCUGUGCUCGGAGAAGGAGGCCCUGGUGAGCACCGUGUGCGACCGGCAGGUCUUCCCGCUCUUCCCGGAGGAGGAGGACCCCGAGCUGGCCGACGGCGACCCGGGGGAGGAGUUUGACCUGGCGAGCAAGGACUACAACCACCUGGAGGCCUAUUACAGCCAGGAGAACCGGGUGCUGUACCUGGUGCUCACGUCCAUCUGUGACACAUCGCAGCUGCUGCGGGCCUGCGGGGACCUGGCCAAGGCGGAGAGCAGGGAGAACCGGCCCGGGGGCCCGGGGCCGCUGCCGCACGCAGAGGCUCAUGAGUUCUGGAAGCACCAGGAGAAGCUGCACUGCCUGAGCCUCCUCUACCUCUUCUCCGUGUGCCACAUCCUGCUGCUGGUGCACCCCACCUGCUCCUUCGACAUCACCUACGACCGCGUCUUCAGGGCGCUGGACGGGCUGCGGCAGAAGGUCCUGCCCUCCCUGAAAGCCGCCAUCAAAGACUGCCCGGUCGGCAAGGAGUGGAAGCUCAACUGCAGGCCAUGCCCUCCGCGCCUCCUCUUCCUCUUCCAGCUCAACGGGGCGCUGAAAUUGGAUCCCGUCCCAAGCAGGGGCCAGGACCCCUGCGGUCACCUGGAGAAGCCGCCCCCCAAGAAGCACUCCCCCAAGAGGAGGCUGCAGCACGCUCUGGAGGAUCAGAUCUACCGCAUCUUCCGCAAGAGCAGGGUGCUGACCAACCAGAGCAUCAACUGCCUGUUCACCGUGCCCGCUAACCAGGCCUUUGUGUACAUCGUGGCCCAGGAUGGAGAUGAUCCGGUGGCCAUGCUCCUCGAGCAACUCAGGAACAACUGCACCAUGAGGGAGACUGACUCGCUGCUGGCCCCCACGCUCUCGGGACCCAGGAGGUAUCAGAUGAUGCGGCACGGCCGGCAGCAGCUGUCCUUCCAUGCGGAGAGCAGCAGCAGCAGCUCCAGCUCCUCUGGGCAGCUUGUGGACUGCACCCUCAAGGAGUUCUUGUGGCAGCACGUGGAGUUGGUGCUCAGCAAGAAGGGCUUUGAUGACAGCGUGGGGAGGAACCCGCAGCCCUCUCACUUUGAGCUCCCGACCUACCAGAAGUGGGUGGCCACAGCUCUAAAACUGUACGAAGUAACCAUUGACGCCAAAGAUGACGACCCAAACUCUCUCACUGGGGAGCUGAGCUCAAAAAUCAUGAGCAGCAUCAAAGUCUUGGAAAGCUAUUUAGAUAUCGACACCAAGUUCUCAGAAAACCGUUGCCAGAAAGCUCUUCCCAUGGCCCACAGCGCCUACCAGUCCAACCUGCCCCACAAUUACACCAUGACCGUCCAUAAGAACCAGUUGGCGCAGGCCUUGCGUGUGUACAGCCAGCACGCCCGCGGACCGGCCUUCCACAAGUACGCCAUGCAGCUGAACGAGGACUGCUACAAGUUCUGGAGCAACGGGCACCAGCUGUGCGAAGAGCGAAGUUUAACCGACCAGCACUGCGUGCACAAGUUCCAUCUGCUCCCAAAAGCAGGGGAAAAGCCGGAAGCAGACAGAAAUCCCCCAGUUCUGUACCACAACAGCCGGGCUCGUUCCACUGGUGCCUGCAACUGUGGAAGGAAACAAGCUCCUCGGGAUGAUCCCUUUGAUAUCAAAGCAGCUAAUUAUGACUUUUACCAGCUGCUGGAAGAAAAAUGCUGUGGGAAACUGGAGCACAUCAACUUUCCCAUAUUUCAGCCAAGCACGCCUGAUCCAGCACCUGCGCGGGACGAGUCAUCGCCCGCUCCUCCGGAAGGCGAGAUCGAGAAACUUAAAGAAAAAGAACCUCAGACCCAGGGAGAGAGCACAGGCCUGAGCUUGGCCCUCAGCCUGGGCCAGUCCACGGGCAGCUUGGGCACUUACCCGCCGGAUGCCCAGGGUGGAGGGGACAAUGCAGAAAGUCACGGGCAGAGCGGAGACUCCAAAAGCGAGAAAAGGCCAAGCCUGGUAGACCGUCAGGCGUCCACUGUCGAGUACCUCCCUGGGAUGCUCCAUUCUAAUUGCCCCAAAGGCCUUUUGCCCAAAUUCUCCAGUUGGUCACUGGUUAAGCUGGGGCCUGCUAAGGCUUACAACUUCCACACAGGUUUAGAUCAGCAAGGCUUUAUCCCGGGAACAAACUAUUUAAUGCCUUGGGACAUUGUCAUCAGGACAAGAACCGAAGAUGAAGGAGACUUGGAUACCAGUUCCUGGCCUGCACCCAACAAGGCUGUUCCUGGCAAAAGAAGCGCGGUUGUGAUGGGAAGAGGAAGACGGAGAGAUGACAUAGCUCGAGCUUUUGUAGGAUUUGAAUAUGAAGACGCGCGUGGUCGGCGGUUCAUGUGUUCAGGGCCUGAUAAAGUGAUGAAAGUGAUGGGAGGGGGGCCGAAGGAAUCCGCCAUCAAAGCCCUCAACUCUGACAUGCCGCUGUACAUCCUGUCCUCGACUCAGGGACGGGGACUCAAGCCACAUUACGCUCAGUUCAUGAGGCUCUUUGUGGUGGUUCCUGAUGCUCCGCUGCAGAUCACGUUGACGCCCCAGGUUCAGCCAGGGCCACCACCUUGUCCUGUAUUUUACCCUGAGAAGCAAGAAAUAACCCUUCCAUCUGACGGGCUGUGGGUGCUUCGAUUUCCGUACGCGUACGUGACAGAACGUGGACCCUGCUUUCCUCCCAAAGAAAGCCAACAAUUAAUGAGUUACAAGGUUCUCCGAGGAAUACUAAAAGCAAUUACACAAUAAGAAUUAUUUGGGUAGAUUUUAGUUUAAAAAUACUAUGGUCAAUCCAAAUCAUGGAUUUAGAUGCAUGUCUGUUAGCAAACAGCUGUCAGGGCGAUCUGUAUUUCACUGGAAUAGUCAGAUUGAAAAUAAGGUUUGAUAUCAAAGCAGAUAAAGGAAUCCAGGAGACACGUAAAAUUUCUGUUUAUUAAAUUUGUAUUUGUAAAAAAUAAAAGCUGGCUAUCACAAUAUACUGAGCCUGUAUUACGAGGUGUUUUGAUGAUAGUGCUUUUCCCCGUUGUAUCUUCCUACAUACAUAUUUCAGAAUGUUUAAAAAAUGAGCAUUGUCUGAAAUCAGGAGUUUCCUUUGUCAUAUUGAGGCAAUGGUGGGCAGAAUCUUUUAUUCUAAAUAAGGUAUUUUUAUGGCAACAGCAGACGCAUUUAAGUGGCACGUGGGAAAUUGUGUCUUCGCUCUUGUCUUAAAAACAAAAGGCAUUGCGGUUCUGAUUUGUAGAUUUGUAUUAACACCGUGGCCAGAAACUGUGCUUAUCUACAUCAAGUUGAAAUAUUUUACUGCAUUUGUACUCAUGGAUGAGAUUUUGUUAAAAGGCUGACUUGUAUUUUGGAAUGACAGAUCUCUUUGGAAACUAAACCUGCUGGUAAAUUUGUGGAAAACGUAGAGCUGUAUAAGCUUGUUCAUUAUAAGCAGCUUAAUUGUCAGUAUAGCUUGACUUGUAGUGAUUAAACAGACUUUUGGUUGCUAAAAGAA
Messenger RNA from Columba livia (rock pigeon), 3696 nucleotides. RefSeq names its product SMG8 nonsense mediated mRNA decay factor (gene SMG8). The transcript has 4 exons. Lineage: Eukaryota; Metazoa; Chordata; Aves; Columbiformes; Columbidae. The coding region runs from base 63 to 2951 and encodes 962 amino acids. The record is from RefSeq and is a predicted model, not a curated record. Gene Ontology annotation, biological process: nuclear-transcribed mRNA catabolic process, nonsense-mediated decay.